Microcebus murinus (gray mouse lemur) is the source of this 5334-nucleotide messenger RNA. The record is from RefSeq and is a predicted model, not a curated record. NCBI's taxonomy places the organism in Eukaryota, Metazoa, Chordata, Mammalia, Primates, Cheirogaleidae.
AAAAAGUGUGUAGUGGUUAAUGGCCUAGGAGCUAUGAUGUGUUUGAGACAUUUUAUGUUCCCAAUUCUUCUAAUUAGGAAUUUCUCAACUUUUUGCCAUGUGAUACUCAAAAGAGAUUAUGAACAGUAGAAUGUGAUUAACUUAAUAUUGUGAUCUUAGAUUUCAGCUGUCAGACUAGACAGAAAAUAGGCCUCUUCUGUUUUAGGUAAAAUAAAAACAAAGUUGAAAAUGAAGAUGUAGAAAAGCAAAGCUGUGGAAUUAGGAAAUAAAUAGUAAAUCUUUAUGUUACAUUUGAUAUACUGAAUAAAUAUUGGAUAUAGAUUUGUAUAAAGUUCAAGAGUAUAUAAGUUUCACAUUGUGGGGCUUGAUAUAAUAGGUCUCCUGGCCUGUAGAUCAUUGUCCUGUCAAGAUGUCACAUACUGUGAUAAAUGAUCCUUUGAAAUAUAGGAGGGAAAAGAAAAUAAUGCAUUAAAACCAUCCUUUCCCUUUCCUUCCUGUAUUUCAAGUGCUUUUUGUCCUCUUAUGCUGUUAUUUUAAGUGGGUAAGUAAGCUCAGUGCUAGGAUAUGCUUAGAGAGUUGUUCCUGAUUCAGACUAUUAAUGGUAAAAAAUAUUUCUACUUGUGGUUAUUUGUAGAUGAAACAGGCAGUGGAACAUCUGGAACAGUUCAUUCAAGUAUACCUGCUACUGAGUAUCUUCACUAAAAUUGUAUACAGUAUAAACUUUCAGAUCCUAGGGGGAAAACAGUUUAGUUUGGUGGAAAUAACUGGGUUCCUAUUUCCAGUGACUCUGGGAAUAUAUUUGUCCCAGAUGUGAAUCGGGCUUUAUUGAAGAAGUGACAGAUGAUUCCAGAAUCUAAAGUUGAAGGUCCCUUCCACAACCAGGAAAAACUACACAUUUUACACUUUUUAGGUGGUGGCGGCAGCCGGAUAGACAAUAGCACAUCAACACAUUUUGCAGAGCUCUGGGACCAUUUGGAUCAUACAAUGUUUUUUCAAGAUUUUAGACCAUUUCUAAGUAGCAAUCCACUGGACCAAGAUAAUAGAGCCAAUGAGAGGGGUCACCAAACCCACACUGACUUCUGGGGACCAAGUCGGCCUCCACGGCUACCAGUGACUCGCAGAUACAGAUCUCGAGGAAGUACUCGUCCUGACAGAUCUCCAGCUAUUGAAGGCAUAAUACAACAGAUCUUUGCAGGAUUCUUUGCAAAUUCUGCGAUUCCUGGAUCCCCACACCCUUUUUCCUGGAGCGGGAUGCUGCACUCCAACCCUGGGGACUAUGCCUGGGGUCAAACAGGGCUUGAUGCCAUUGUAACCCAGCUUUUAGGACAACUGGAAAACACAGGGCCUCCUCCAGCUGACAAGGAAAAGAUCACAUCACUUCCAACAGUGACAGUAACUCAGGAACAAGUCGAUAUGGGUUUAGAGUGUCCAGUAUGCAAAGAAGAUUACACAGUUGAAGAAGAAGUCCGGCAGUUACCCUGCAAUCACUACUUUCAUAGCAGUUGUAUUGUACCAUGGUUGGAACUGCAUGACACAUGUCCUGUAUGUAGGAAGAGCUUAAAUGGUGAGGACUCUACUCGGCAAACCCAGAGCUCUGAGGCCUCUGCAAGCAACAGAUUUAGCAAUGAUAGCCAGCUACAUGACCGAUGGACUUUCUGAAGCUAAAGACCACGCCUGAACCAGGGCUAUGGUAGUCUUCUUGCCAUAGCUGUAAAUUGCAUCAAAACAAAAACACAGUAGAUGGAUUUAGGAAUCUCAUAAGAAACCCCAACCCAUGAUAUUAAUGCAAUGAGUGUUUUUCUUCUCUAAAUUUAAAGUUAAUAUUUACAGAUGGAAUUGUAUCUGCAACCAAAUGCCUCUUAUUCCUGAAUUCAGAGUGAUAAUUUUGUAAGUGUGAAACUUAAUUAUGUGGGCUUCCCACCACCAGAAUAGAAUCAGUUCUUUAAAGUCUAGCUAGGGGCCUGCUAUCUGUCAUGUUACCGUAAUGGAUGUUUCCACCUCCUUCUCCAGCCUCUACCCCACCAUUAGUGUAUUUUACAGUAAAUAUAGUGGAACCAGAGCCCUAAAGUCCUGCUAAUAUAAAGUCCUUUUGUCUUAAUUGUACAAAAACAUCUACUCUUGACCACAUUAGCCAUGAGGUGAGGUCAGAUUAAUUCAGGAAUCUGAGACUAAUGAUUUUUGUUUGAUUUUGUUUUGUUUUGCUCCCCAAAGAGCAAAUUAAAGAAAAAUUACAGUGGGAAGGAAAAAGUGGCUUAUCAUCACAUGCUUUCGUUUUCUUGUUUUAAUUUUUAAACACAACUUCAGGAAGAAACCAGUGUAACAUGUCUUAGGAGUCUUGGAUUGAUAGGAGUCUGAUUCUAGUUCCUUUUGGGGAAUGAGUUGGGCAGCAUACAGGCACAGAAAGAAAGAUGUUUGAAAUCUUUGCUUUUGAGAUUUUUUUUUUUAAUGAUCCCCAAUUCAUUGUUUACCGUCUUGUCCUAAGAAUCUUAAAAUAAUUUUCUGCACAGAAAUAAGAUACUUCAUUACUGCUUCUAUAGCCAAUUCACAGUUUUUGGUAAUUCAUUGAUCUCUAGGAAUUAAGAUUUUACAUUGUCUCAUUUUAAUUUUUUAAGCCUAUUUUCAUCUCUGAAACUUUUGUGUUCUACUUGGUUCUGGCUAUACUUAGAGUCAGACUGAUUAAUGUGAUCAUGCCCAAAACAACUUGGCCUGGGAGAGGUAGACCUUAUUUUUUUCAACCUAACAGUAUCCCAUGUACCUGCUCUUUGGAGCAUUUAAGUGUUUAAAGUUGAAUAAAUGAAGGUCAAGAAUGUUGUUGGAACUUCAGAGUCUCAAAAGGAAAUGAUUUGGACAUAUAACAGCUGUUGAUAUACCAAAAAAAGACAUUAAUGGUGCACAGAGGGGUACUAUUUGUAUGGUUACAUCAGCCCUUUAUAGUUUGGAAUGAUCAGAACAAGAAUACCACCACUCUUUGGUGAGUCUCUUUCUUGGUUAGGAGUCUUUCCUAAGUUUUUGUGGACUAUCAUACAGUGAUUUGGGGCUGAGGGAAAGGGGUUAGAGUUGUCUUUGUACUUUGGUAGAGAAUGAAGGAGUUGAAGAGGGAAGAGAAAAAGAGAGUGACCUACUGAACUAAUAGACUGCUUCUUAAAGUUGUGACAAAGUAUAGCAAACAGCAUCAGGCUAAGUUAUCUAAAAUUUUCUUCACUUUUUUUACUCUGAUAGAGGACAUGAGAUUCAUUUUGCUGUCCUACUUAAUGAAUCUGUAGUGUUUCUUGCUAUAAUGGGAGAUACCUCAGACUUCCAGAUUAAUUUAUAUUAAGGAGUUAGGGUUCUUCAGACAUUUAUUAUAAGGAACUGGCUCGCACAAUUAUAGAGGCUAAGAAGUUCCAAGCUCUGCAGUGGGUCAGUUAGAGAUCCAGAAAAGCCAAUGGUGUAGUUCCAGUCUGAGUCUGAAGGCCUGAGCACCAUAAGAGCCAGUGGUGUAAGUUCCAGUCUGAAAGCCAGCAGGCUUGAGACCCAGAAAAAGCUUAUGUUUCAGUUCUAGUUCGAAGACAGGAAAAGACUGGUGUCCCAGCUCAAGAAGUCAGAUAGGAGGAGUUACCUCUUACUUGAGAGAGAGUCAGCCUUUUUGUUCUAUUCAAGACUUCAACUGAUUGAGGGCCACCCACAUUAGGGAAGGCCAUCUGCUUUAUUUAGUCUGCUGAUUCAAAUGUUAAUCUCAUCCAGAAACACCCUUAUAGAUACACCCAAAAUAAUGUUUGACCAACUAUCUGGACAUCCUAUGCCUAGUCAAGUUGACAUAUAAAUUAACCAUCACAAAGAGGAAAGUAGAAAUAAUAUACACAGAUUGUUCCUCAUCCCAUUUAAAUUUUACCAAGUGAAUAGUGUGUCUUUAUGAAAAAUGUCUGCCUUGGCUUAGAGACCUCAGUACUAUGGUUAAACAGUGGAAGAAAUAUGUGGAUGCCAACCAAUUUGCUGUGUGCGUAAUUUCUGGUUUUUUCCUCCUUAACCUAAAUUAACCUGGAAAUUUGAAAGACUCCCAUUCUACGAAAAAACAUUUUAGAGUCAUUGAUCUAACACCAGAACAUGGCUGGGGUUAAGCAGUCUAUUUCUGGGAAUACCUUGCCCUUAAAUGUUUCAAACAGUUUAGACAUAGUGCCCAAGGCAGAAGGCUAGGCAACCUGGACUUUUCAGGUCUUCAUUCUUUUAUAGCUGGAAGGCUUACAUACUCAGGAAUCUGGAGCCUUUAAAGGAGUCAAGAGAGAGAUGAUUCAGCUUUCCCUGAUUGUCAAAGAGAAGAUAAAACUUGUGAUUUUAGAUCUUGAGCCAUUAGUGUGAACUUGGUCUUUACAUUUGUAUUAAAUGGCCUGCUCUUUGAAUUCCAUGAAGAGCUGAACAGAUUAUUUUCUUAUUCUGAAUAUCUUUCCUUCUUUAUCUUGUCCAUUAUAAUUGUCCUAUAUAUACAUACACAUAGAGACUACAUAAAUAUAUAAAAAUUUUUGCCUCUUAUCUGUUAUACUUUAAAACAAGAGGGAAGAAAAUUACUUGGUUAGCACAUGUAAUAAUUGGGAAAGAUUUUUUUUAAAGAUUGGUAGACUUGGAAGUUGAGAGAUUAUAUAGGUCAGUGCCUUGGCUUAUUGCUUCUUGGGUAGUUUCCAGAUAGGUUAGUCAAACCCAUCUUCAUAUGGGUUAGUUCUGGCUGGAUAGAACUGGAGAGUUGGGUGGGAAGGGCAGAGACAGGGACAUUUAUCUGCAACAUCUUUAAAGUUUCAGAAUCAAUGAGUUGGGAGCAGGGAGAAGAAAUAAUCCUGGCAUUAAAAAUUAAUUUUCCUUCAGAGUGCCUAUUGCCAGUUCUCUGAGAAAAGCUGAGAAACCUGGAGAAUCCAGAGUAACAUUUUGUCCAUGUUGCUGUAGCUCCUUGACUUUUCCUUACAAUAAUGAUUUAAUUUCUAAAAAAAAAAUAAUAAUUACUCUGGGCAGAAGAUAUAGAAAUGACGACUAAGUAAAUAGCUUCUGUAGUUCAUUAUAAAUUUUGUCAGCAUUUGUUGCAUAACAUUUGGGCAGGUGCUUCUUAGAUGGUUUUCUUUGAGCAUUACUCUGGUCCAAUAAUUGGUUCUCAAGUUGAAAGGAAGAUUUUGGGGGAAGAACUUGUUUUUUUCGGUAGCUAGUCUCACUUUGAUUAAAUAGUUAGGAAAAAAAUCUUUGUUUUUGUAUUACACAUUUAUAUAUGUAUAUAUGUGUAUAUAUAGAUAUUUAUAUAUUCAUAGGCACAUAUGCACAUUUCGUACUGGAGGAAGAAGGGAUAUGGUGGGCACUGAGGUGCAGUAAGCAAGGGUA